Molecule: messenger RNA, 2092 nt
Organism: Lycium barbarum (goji berry)
Lineage: Eukaryota; Viridiplantae; Streptophyta; Magnoliopsida; Solanales; Solanaceae
Exons: 1
Coding region: 615-1814 (399 amino acids)
Source: RefSeq, a predicted model, not a curated record
AUUUAACAUAUAUACAUUGAUAAUGCCAAAUAUAUUUACACUAUAAAUGUGCUUUAAUCUGUCGUAGCAAGUACCAUGUCCUCUUUUCCAGGUAACUAAUCUUAUUUUUUAAAGAUGGUUACCUUUUUCUAGGUUUCUUAUCUAUUUUUUAUAGGUGGUCACUUAUAUUUAUCUUUUGUAUGACCUGAUAGUAUAAAAUUAUUUUAUGUUGUGAGUGUACACAAGUUAAACUCUUUCUUUUUCAACCCCUCCCAUGCUAUAUUACCUACUUCUCUCUUCUUUCCACCUGCUCAAUUUGUUUAGAAACUUUUAUUGCUCAACUCUAAGUCACUCUUAUCCUUAUCUUAGAACUCCAUUCCACCCCUCAAAAGAAAUAACAAAAAGAAGUUCCAAACCUCUAAUGCCAUGUUUGCACUUCAAGUAAUGUGUUAUAUGUACCAAAACAUCAUAUUUUUUUAGCUUGUUCUUGCUUCCCAAAGACCAGAUAAAGCAACAUGAAAUGUGUAUUUGAUCUUUCAACUUGUUUUUUUCUAGCAACCUAGCACCCAAGGCACCAACCUAGCCUCCAUCCUUUUUUCUUCAUUUCAAGGAACCAUAGUCUUCAUUUUUCCUUUAUGGACUCCUUCAAGCAAACAUCAACAGGUUUUCUAUACAACCCUGAUUUAAGUACUGAUUCAGAAUCUGAACUAUCUGGAAUUCUUGAAAUUCAUGUUCACCAUGCUAGGAACAUUCACAACAUCUGCAUCUAUGACAACCAAGAUGUAUAUGCCAAAUUUUCCCUUACUUACAAUCCUGAUGAAGCCAUAUCAACAAGGAUCAUUAAUGGUGGUGGAAAAAAUCCAGAUUUCAAUGAAGAUUUGGCCAUGAAAGUUUCCCAAGUUGAUUCCAUCCUCAAAUGUGAAAUCUGGAUGCUCAGUAGAGCCAAAGCCUUAAUGGAAGAUCAACUCUUGGGAUUUGUUUUAGUUCCUGUUUCUUCAGUUGUUGGCAAAGGAAAAAUCACUCAAGAUUUUAGCCUUUCUUCCACUGAUUUAUUUCAUUCCCCUGCUGGUAUAGUCAAAUUGUCCCUUUUCUUGAAUACCAACAACCUCAUUUCAGUAUCCAACAAUCCUUCUUGUUCACCAUCAUCUUCUUCUUCUAUAAGUUCAGAAGUUGUGUUACUAGACAGAAAUACAUCUUCUCAGAUUGUUCUUGAUCCAGUUGAGUAUUCAAGAAUAGAAUUCCCAGAGAUCAGUUUAGUUAAAGAGAAUCAAGAAAUGGUUUCCCAAUAUUUUGACUUAGGUGGUUCAUUUCUCCAACUUGCUGCAUUUCACAGUCAUCAAGAUGAUCAACAACAGCAGCCAGAAAAUGACUAUGAAAUGACUGCAACUAAUCCAUCAGAAGAGGAAGAAGAAGAUGAUGAUGAUGAACUUGCUGAUGAUCAUGACUCAAAUAUUUCUCCCAAAGAAAGCAUUCAAAAUUCUUGGUUCCUUAGCUCCUCAAUGACAAGUUCAGCAGGUUCCUCACCAGAUAAAAUGAUCGAUAACAAAAAGGACUCAAUUAAGAAAGAAGAUGAAGAAAGGAAAGAACCCCAUGUGGUUUUUUCAGCUCCAUUAGGGAAUAUGAUCAAGAUUGAUGCAGAACAGUCAGCUAUGCAGCAACAGAUAGUGGAUAUGUACAUGAGAAGUAUGCAGCAGUUUACUGAGUCAUUAGCAAAGAUGAAGCUGCCACUGGACUUGGAUAAAGCUGAUCAGAAAGAUCAUGGAAGCUCAUCAGAUAUGAACAAUAACAGGAAAGAAAAUUCAAGAGUGUUUUAUGGUAGCAGAGCCUUCUUUUGAACUAUGUCUGAUCAUGGUAUUCAAUACCUGGUUUUAGCUACUUUGGUCAAUUAUUCAUUUUUCCUGUUCUGUUUGGAGUGACAUAACAAAGGUAACUUUGUAAUAGUUAUUCCCACAUGAGAAUUGUUCUCAUUAGCCACAAUUCCAUAAACUUUUUAUUUUUAUUUUUAAGAUUAAGUGUUCUAUGUGAUUUUGAAGAACUUUUUCUCGAAUUGAGUUAUGUUUGUACAAGUGAAUUAUUCAUGAAGAUGAUAUCACCAUUAAAAAUUGUUUAAGGA